Trematomus bernacchii (emerald rockcod) is the source of this 1105-nucleotide messenger RNA. It is a transcript of the gene bloc1s3, whose product is annotated as biogenesis of lysosomal organelles complex-1, subunit 3. Gene Ontology annotation, cellular component: BLOC-1 complex. The record is from RefSeq and is a predicted model, not a curated record. NCBI's taxonomy places the organism in Eukaryota, Metazoa, Chordata, Actinopteri, Perciformes, Nototheniidae. The coding region runs from base 110 to 694 and encodes 194 amino acids. The transcript has 5 exons.
AUGUGAUUUGUGUUUAUGAUAUUACAGAGAAGGUUUGACAGUUUGUUGAUUAUUGGACCUUAUACUUUAACAUUAGCUUUUAGCGAACAUUGUUCUAAAGUUUCUAGACAUGUCCAGCAGUUACCAGAUAGUGGUACAGGGUGAGGCCUCUGAGACAGACUCUGAUGAUGAAGUGUACAUCACCUCCAUGACUCCCCAAACUGCCACCUUGGGAGCCAAGGUUCCUGGGGAGGCUUCUGAAACAGACAGUGAGGAUGAGGAGGAGCAGCCGGGCCGAGCCUCCUCUCUGAGCCAGGAGAGCACUCAGAUUCUCAGGAGAGACCUUCCUCCUCUUAUCGUAGUGAGAGACCAUCCUGAUAUCCAGUCCAUAGUGGAAGACAGGCCCAGUCCCACACACAGGCCACAAGGCGACACCCUUUUACAACAGAAGCUGCAGGAGUCUAACAGCCGGCUGUAUUCUGAUGUGGGACAGACACUACGGCAUGCUUAUGGCAGUGCCAGUAGAGAGGUGCAAAGUGCAACAUCUCAGCUGAAUACUUCGCAGGGCGCCAUCAUCAAUGCCUCCCACAGCAUCAGAUUAAUCCUGGAUGACCUAAAGGCUGUGUCCGAGAAGAUUGACAUCAUUACCAGCUGUCAAAUACUGCCAGAUAUUCACAUCAACAAUCAAAUCAAUAAUACUACUUCUGUACCUUAAAGAAACAAAUCAAAAUAUAUAUUUAAAAUAUUAAUGUCAUAAUGGAUAUAUUAGUAUUGAAAAGCAGAGAGUAGGUUUCAAUCUAGAAAAAAAAAGCUUGCUUUAUUACAGUGUUUACAGAUAAUACAUAGGCAUGUAAAUAACCGUGUCUAUUGAACAACUGCACACUUUCCUGAUCUGUCUUUCUGUAUUGAGCUCUUGGAACAUUUUUGUAAAGAUAUGACGUUCUGUAGUUCUGUUUCCUUGCACUAUUUUACUAUAUUUAUUUAACACAACAUAGUACUCUGAUUUUCACAAGACAAAUCUUUUUUCAUACUUUGCUGUCUUCUGAUCCUCGAUGCUUCAUUGAUGUGGUUUUGAAUAACAAAGUGGUGGUGAUUAAAAACAAUUCAGAUUUGUUUCCACUUGAAA